CUUGGCACGGCCAUUGGCUUCCUGUUGCCUCCGGUUCUGGUUCCGACAACAAAGGAUAUGGAGCUGACGGGUCACAACAUCAGCAUCAUGUUCUAUGGCACUGCUGCUGUCUCUACACUGCUCUUCAUCCUCACCGUCAUAGUCAUACGGGACCGGCCUCCUCUGCCCCCGAGCCAAGCUCAGGCCGUCUUACCAUGCUCCCCGCUGGAGGAUUACUCCUACAGGCAGUCCAUCAUCAAUCUGGUGAAGAACAAAGCCUUCAUCUUGCUGCUCAUCAGCUACGGCAUCCUGACCGGAGCCUUCUACUCCGUUUCCACUCUCCUCAACCAGAUGAUCAUGUCCUCCUAUGUGGGUCAGGACCAAGAAAUGAAUGCUGGAAGAAUCGGUUUGACUCUGGUCAUUGCCGGGAUGGUCGGCUCCAUCCUAUGUGGGUUAUGGCUGGACCACACCAAGACGUACAAGAUCACCACUUUGGUUGUGUACCUUCUGUCCUUUCUGAGCAUGGUGGUCUUCACGUUUACCUUAAAGCUGGGCAUCUACCUGGUGUUCUUCACUGCAGGGGUCCUGGGCUUCUUCAUGACGGGAUAUUUACCACUCGGCUUUGAAUUCGGAGUAGAGAUCACUUACCCAGAGUCUGAAGGAACUUCCUCCGGCCUCCUCAAUGCUUUUGCUCAGAUAUUUGGGAUCCUCUUCACUCUCAUUCAGGGCAAACUGACCACAGACUAUGAUCCACUCGCUGGAAAUCUCUUCCUGUGCGCCUGGAUCUUUGUGGGAGCUAUUCUCAGUGCCUUAAUCAAGUCGGACCUGAAGAGACACAGUGUGAACAUGGAAGCUGGCAGAGAUGUGAGCAGUGGACUAAAGACGCCCCCUCCUGAUGAAGAGAAGACCGGGACAGUCCUCCUGGAGCCAUCU
Molecule: messenger RNA, 912 nt
Organism: Oryzias melastigma (Indian medaka)
Lineage: Eukaryota; Metazoa; Chordata; Actinopteri; Beloniformes; Adrianichthyidae
Gene: flvcr1
Product: FLVCR heme transporter 1
Biological process (GO): heme export; transmembrane transport; erythrocyte differentiation
Cellular component (GO): membrane; mitochondrion
Molecular function (GO): heme binding; heme transmembrane transporter activity
Source: RefSeq, a predicted model, not a curated record